AUGUCUCAGCCAGUUCAAAGAGCUGCUACAAGGUCCAUAAUCCAAAAGUAUAUCAACAAGGAGACAUUAAAGUAUGUGUUUACCACACAUUUCUGGGGACCUGUUUCAAAUUUUGGUAUUCCAAUUGCUGCAUUAUAUGACUUAAAGAAGGACCCUACGUUGAUCUCUGGUCCAAUGACACUGGCUCUGGUUGCUUACUCUGGUGUGUUUAUGAAAUAUGCUUUAGCUGUUACUCCUAAGAACUAUCUGCUGUUUGCAUGUCAUUUCAUAAACGAAUCCGCUCAACUGGGACAAGGUUAUAGGUUUAUUGACUUCAAUUACUUCAAGUCUGACGAAGAAAAGAAUAAGAUUAUUGAAGAAUACAAGGUAAAAGCUGAACAAGCUAACGAAAAGAAAUGA
This is a messenger RNA of Nakaseomyces glabratus, 399 nucleotides long. It is a transcript of the gene MPC1, whose product is annotated as pyruvate transporter MPC1. Gene Ontology annotation, biological process: pyruvate import into mitochondria. NCBI's taxonomy places the organism in Eukaryota, Fungi, Ascomycota, Saccharomycetes, Saccharomycetales, Saccharomycetaceae. Gene Ontology annotation, cellular component: mitochondrial inner membrane. The record is from RefSeq and is a predicted model, not a curated record.